Messenger RNA from Populus nigra (black poplar), 309 nucleotides. Its product is annotated as wound-responsive protein GWIN3-like. Lineage: Eukaryota; Viridiplantae; Streptophyta; Magnoliopsida; Malpighiales; Salicaceae. The transcript has a single exon. Gene Ontology annotation, molecular function: endopeptidase inhibitor activity. The record is from RefSeq and is a predicted model, not a curated record. The coding region runs from base 1 to 309 and encodes 102 amino acids.
AUGGAGAUCACUAAAUUUCUAGGGUUCUCCUUCCUUCUCUUUGCCUUCGCAGCAACUUCAUUUCCUGAGGCCGUUCAUGCCAAAGAUGCUGCAGCAGUGCUCGAUGUCUUCGGUCAUGAGGUGCAAGCUGGUGCUCGUUAUUUAAUCGUAGCCCCCUCGACUGACAAUACAACAACUCUUGCGGUCACUGCGACUGGCAAGAUCAUAUGCAAUUCAGAUGUUAUACUUUCCACUUUGAACGAGAGCCUCCCAAUAACAUUUUCACCUGCUAUAAAAUCCAACGAUGGUGUCAUCCGUGAAGGCUCUUGA